Solanum pennellii is the source of this 457-nucleotide messenger RNA. RefSeq lists its product as uncharacterized. The record is from RefSeq and is a predicted model, not a curated record. Lineage: Eukaryota; Viridiplantae; Streptophyta; Magnoliopsida; Solanales; Solanaceae. The coding region runs from base 40 to 345 and encodes 101 amino acids. The transcript has 2 exons.
CCAUUUUGCCUUCAUCAAUAGCAACAACACCUAUAGAAGAUGGAAAAGAGAACCGUGCAGGAAAUGGGAAAAGCCCCACAAAGGGGCAAGACGAAGAAAAUCCUUAAAUAUGCUGGCAAAUCUGUUGGUGGUGGCAUAAAGGAAGUGAUGUCUGGGAAGUCAUCAGGGAAAUCUAAAGAGGAACUAGAAUCAUCAGAGACCGAAAGAAUGAGCUCUGUGGAAUCUGAUAUUUCUGAUGCAGAGUCUCAACCUUCAUCAGUUGAUUCACCUCCAGUUGUAGCACCUUCUGUUGACAACAGUUCCACAGCCAGCUCCGAAUUGGCUGAAUUUGCAGCCUCCUACUGAAAGCCUCAUUGAACAGAAACCGAGUUUGGAAAGCUGAAAUUAUUGGAAGCCAAGCCAAUGAAGCUAAAGGCGCGAAAAGAACAACACCCAUUCCAUAGUCAUAAGCUCGAGC